This is a messenger RNA of Eucalyptus grandis, 591 nucleotides long. RefSeq lists its product as uncharacterized. Lineage: Eukaryota; Viridiplantae; Streptophyta; Magnoliopsida; Myrtales; Myrtaceae. The transcript is spliced from 2 exons. The record is from RefSeq and is a predicted model, not a curated record. Bases 1 to 591 code for a protein of 196 amino acids.
AUGGGCAAGGUCGCCGGAGCUCCGGUGAGGACCCGCGGCGGGCGGAGGCGGCAGCAGCAACGACCAGCGGGCAAAGGGGGCGGAGCAGCUCGGCAAAGGCUGGCUACGUGCGUCACUCGGAGAGGGGGGUCGACAGCUGACUCAAGCGGGCUGGCGGCGCUGCAGCAGAGUGCGGAGGCGCGGCGGAGCAGAGGCGGGGGCGCGGCAGCCGCUCGGGAUCUGCUGGCGUCGGGGACAGCCGCGUCAGGCGUCUCGGUGGCGAUCGGCUCGGAUGAGCUGCUGCAGGGCUGUGCUCGAGGAAGUGCAGGAGCGUUAGUGCCAAGUCGGAGACGGAGCAGAGACUCCGGCAGAGGACGCGGGAACAGCGACGGCGGGGCGGAGCUUCGGACGGUUGCAGGGCGGUACGGCGAGCGGCGGCUCCUGGUGUCGGAUUGCAGCAGUGGCGACGCGCGGACGCGCGGUGACUUGGGGUCGCGUUCCGGCACGGCAAAUCUGGGCAGAGGCGCCGUCGCGACUUCAGGGGCGCGGAGCAGCGGUGGCCGGCAGAGCGGCAGCGGCGGGACGGCAGCCGACUCAGGGGAACGGCGGUGA